Lodderomyces parapsilosis is the source of this 3375-nucleotide messenger RNA. RefSeq names its product AAA family ATPase peroxin 6 (gene PEX6). The coding region runs from base 1 to 3375 and encodes 1124 amino acids. NCBI's taxonomy places the organism in Eukaryota, Fungi, Ascomycota, Pichiomycetes, Serinales, Debaryomycetaceae. The record is from RefSeq and is a predicted model, not a curated record. Gene Ontology annotation, molecular function: ATP hydrolysis activity; ATP binding. Gene Ontology annotation, biological process: protein import into peroxisome matrix. The transcript has a single exon. Gene Ontology annotation, cellular component: peroxisomal membrane; cytosol.
AUGCCGUCGGUUGCAGAUGCGACAGAAAUAGACCGCAUCUCAUUUGAGUCAGUUUCAACUGUUGCGAAUGUCAGUGUCAUUAGUGACCCUCAUGGAAAUGAAUUUGACGUUGUUGAGAUCUCCAAGGAUAUAUUUACAGAAAUAUUUCCCAGAGUGAUGAUAGAUGCUGAUUUUGAGAAUUCUACCCAUAUACCUGAAAACUCCUUUGUUCUUGUCAAGUUGUUGGGAGCUCCAGAUUACUUUGACAAGUUUCAAAUAUUGAAAAUUGGAAGAGUUCUGAACAAACUCACCAAAUCGAUUGUGUUUAUCAAUAGUUCAAAUUUAGCACGAUUCAACACCGAUGAGUUGACUUUCAACUUGGCUGUGGUGAAAUCAAUCAGCGAAGACACCAUUUCUAAACUAUCUCAAGUUUUUGUUUCGGUGCCAAACGAUAUUUAUCAUUUGUUAAAGAACAAAACCCAACAAGCAAUAAAGCAAUUAUUUGUAUUUCAAUUCCUUUGGGGGAAUGGGAAUGUUGUGAAUGAAGGUGAUACAAUCCGCUUGAUCAAUGGACGGGCUAAUCUAUGUGAGCCAGUCGCUCAAGGGAAAGUUGAUCUCGAUACAAAUUUUGUGUUGAUUAAUCAAAGCGAUGCUGCUAAUGCGAUCGAUGCAAAUGGGACAAUUGAAGCAACUGCUAAAGAAGCCGUCUUGGAUCUAGACUUGUCAAGUUACUUGUCAUCUGGCUUACAAUUUGACUCCUUUUCAAAACCUGCAAGCCCUUCCAAGUUUCAUGCUCGUCCCUUGUUCGAAAACAUGAACAUUGAACAUCCUUCAGAGACCUGGAAGAAAGAGGACAAGGAGCUUUUUGUAUUCAUCAAUAAUUCAGAUUUCAUCAAGUUGGGAUUUCCAGUUUUUAAUGGCGACUUGGUGAAAAUUGUCACAGCAAAGGAGUCUGUUAUUGUGAGGAUCUUUAGUUUUACAGAGCCACAAACAUCUUUUGAAACUGGGUUUGUCUAUAUGUCGCCAAUAUUGUUUAUCAACUUACAACUUAAUGAAAAUUCAGAGAUCACAUUUGAACUGGUACGAGGAGACUCAUUAACCACGCUCAUUCCCGUGGCUGAAUCAGCAACAAUUUCAAGAGUAAGUUCACAAAUCACCAUGGACAAGACUUACCAACAAAGUUUUUUCUCCAGCUUGAAAACGAUACUUAGUGAUCAGUUGAAGUGUGUAAAAGAAGGUGACUAUUUCCCAGUAGUUAUCGAUACAGUAUUGGCAAAGAUUAUGUUUGAUAAUGCAAAUGACGAGAGUAACGAGGAUAAUAAAGAGCAAAAUUUGGAAGUGAUUCCUGUUGGAAAUCCAGAUGCAGUCGCAUGGUUCAAAGUUACCGAUAUCAAGGGCACGAACGAAGUAGGUACUAAUCAGUUCAUCAUCAAUCCGACAAAGACUUUACUUGUGUCUUCCGGUGUGGAGAGCUCAAGAUUGCCAAGUAAUGAAGAUGCUAAUUGGUACCAAUAUCUCAACUUGCCGCCAAUUUUCAGCUAUACCACAUCUGAUGACUUUAAAUACGCACAAGAGUUCAAAAAGAUUUUAAAGACAUGUUUGUCAUCUAAAAUCAAUCUCAGGACAUCGAUACUUUUGACUUCAAUGAGUAGAGGUAUCGGGAAAACCACUUUGGUACGUAGUACCUGUAUCGACAUGGGGUUAAACUUGAUUGAGCUAGAUUGUUUCGAUUUUAUUAAUCCCGGUCAAGAGUUGAAAACGAUCGGAUUGCUCGGCGGUAAGAUCGAUAAAUUGAUUGCCAAUGUGCCCAACCAAUCUUCUUUUCACGUCAUUUAUUUGAAACAUAUUGAAAACUUGGUACCCAAGACAGAUGAAAACGAUCAAAACUCCAGUAUUUUUGCAUCACUUUCUAUAAAGGUUAUUGAAACCUUGACUGAGUACUUGGAAAAAUAUGCCAAUCUUGUUAUCGUAAUGAGUUGCAAUGAUUACGACAAAUUGAAUGAUAACUUGAAAUCAAUUUUGAAAUUCACGAUUGAAUUUACAGUUCCCACUGAAAAUGAGCGUUUGGAAAUUUUCAAGUUUUUGAUUGCAAAUGAAAAGGCAAAAACGCCAUCUAAUGAUCUCACGUCUUUCCCGUUUGUUCCAAGAAAAGACAUCAAUUCAAAGACACUUGCCUUGCAAUCUGCUGGUUUAACUCCACGCGACUUGAUUUCCAUUAUCAAGAAAUCCAAAAAAUUGGCUAUCAAACGAUUGUCAAAAUUGUCAAAGGAGCUCAACAUAUCUGUAGAAAAUCUAAUCAAUAUAGGAAAUGGUGGAGUAAUAACAUGGAUACCAGAUGAUUUUGAAGCUGCCAUUAACGAAGCUCGAAACCAAUUUAGUGACUCCAUUGGUGCUCCGCGUAUUCCAAAUGUCAAAUGGGAGGAUAUUGGGGGUUUGGACUUGGUCAAAGAUGAAAUUUUGGACACUAUUGAUAUGCCCUUGAAACAUCCCGAGUUGUUCAACAAUGGUCUCAAAAAGAGAAGUGGUAUUUUGUUUUAUGGGCCUCCUGGUACUGGUAAAACAUUAUUAGCAAAAGCCAUAGCGACAAACUUUUCGUUGAAUUUCUUUUCAGUCAAGGGUCCUGAAUUGUUGAAUAUGUACAUUGGUGAAUCGGAAGCCAAUGUGCGUCGAGUUUUCCAAAGAGCAAGAGAUGCCAAGCCUUGUGUUAUUUUCUUUGAUGAGUUGGAUUCAGUAGCCCCUAAAAGAGGUAAUCAAGGAGAUUCUGGAGGGGUCAUGGAUAGAAUUGUUUCCCAAUUGCUCGCCGAGUUGGAUGGUAUGAGUAGUGAAGGUGGGGACGGGGUUUUUGUAGUUGGUGCCACAAAUAGACCUGAUUUACUAGAUGAGGCAUUGUUGAGACCUGGUAGAUUUGACAAGAUGUUGUAUCUUGGAAUAUCUGACACCGAUGAAAAGCAAACCAAAAUUUUGGAAGCAUUGACAAGAAAAUUUCAGUUGGAUGAUGGUGUUGAUUUGAAAAAGAUUGCCGAAAAAUGUUCAUUUACGUACACGGGUGCCGAUUUUUACGCGUUAUGUUCUGACUCAAUGUUGAAUGCCAUGACACGAGUGGCAGGAGAAGUUGAUGAAAAAAUCAAGGCAUACAAUGCUGACGUGAUCGCUCAAGGUAAAAAUGAAGUGAAUUCGAGAUGGUGGUUUGACAAUGUAGCUACAAAGGAAGAUACUACAGUAUUGGUUAAAAUGGAGGACUUUAUAAAGGCUCAAAAUGAGUUGAACCCAUCGGUAUCGGCUGAGGAAUUGCAGCAUUAUCUUAGAGUCAGAGAGAAUUUCGAAGGAGGGAAGGAAAAAGCUCAAGCACAACUUACAAAUGGCAAUGAAUUAACCAAUGGUUCGAUAAAGAUUUGA